Molecule: messenger RNA, 1551 nt
Organism: Parascedosporium putredinis
Lineage: Eukaryota; Fungi; Ascomycota; Sordariomycetes; Microascales; Microascaceae
Source: the annotation of a GenBank genome assembly
AUGCAGGCUCCUGUAGUGGUUAUGAACACCGGCGGCCCGGCCGAGAGGCAGACUGGUCGCAAGGCCCAGCUGUCCAACAUCACGGCAGCGAAAAUUGUCGCCGACAUCAUUCGCUCCUGCCUUGGCCCCAAAGCCAUGUUGAAGAUGCUCCUCGAUCCCAUGGGCGGUAUAGUUCUGACCAACGACGGCCACGCCAUCCUACGAGAGAUUGAGGUGUCCCACCCCGCCGCGAAGAGCAUGAUCGAGCUUAGCAGAACCCAAGACGAGGAGGUCGGUGACGGCACGACGACAGUUAUCAUCCUUGGCCUUCAAAAGGCGCUAGCGGAUGCCCUUGACAUCGUCGACGACAUCUCCGUCUCCAUCGAUAUCAACAAUGACAAGGCCAUGUACGGCCUCAUCAGCUCUUCUAUCGGCACCAAGUUCGUCUCGAGGUGGUCCAAGCUCAUGUGCAGCCUUGCCCUGACCGCUGUGAGGACUGUGACGUGGGAGGUAGGCAACGGGAAGAAGGAGGUGGAUAUCAAGCGAUAUGCCCGCAUAGAAAAGGUUCCCGGCGGCGAGAUUGAGGACAGCAGGGUGCUCGACGGAGUGAUGAUCAACAAGGACAUUACCCACCCCAAGAUGCGAAGGAGGAUAGAAAACCCCAGGAUUGUGCUCCUCGACUGCCCCCUCGAGUACAAGAAGGGCGAGUCCCAGACAAACAUCGAGAUCUCCAAGGAAGAAGACUGGAACCGUAUCCUGCAGAUUGAGGAGGAACAGGUCAAGUCCAUGUGCGACGCCAUCAUUGCGCUGAAGCCCGACCUUGUCAUCACCGAGAAAGGUGUAUCAGACUUGGCUCAGCACUACCUGGUCAAGGCCGACAUAACCGCCCUGCGUCGUGUUCGAAAGACGGACAACAACCGUAUCGCCCGUGCUACCGGAGCGACGAUUGUCAACCGUGUCGACGAUCUCCAGGAAUCCGACGUUGGUACCGGAUGCGGCCUAUUUGAGAUUGAGAAGAUUGGCGACGAGUACUUCACUUUCCUCACCAAGUGCGAGGACCCCAAGGCGUGCACGAUUCUCCUACGCGGCCCCUCCAAGGAUGUUCUCAACGAAAUCGAGCGUAACCUCCACGAUGCCAUGGGCGUCGCCAGGAACGUCAUGUUCCACCCUAGCCUCGCCCCUGGCGGUGGCGCUACGGAGAUGGCUGUCGCUGUGAGGCUUCGAGAGCUCGCCAAGGGCAUCGAGGGCGUCCAGCAGUGGCCGUACAGGGCCGUAGCAGAGGCCCUUGAGGUUAUUCCCCGCACGCUCAUCCAGAACGCCGGCAAAAGCCCGGUGCGAGUUCUCACCGAUCUCCGGGCUAAGCAUGCCGAGGGCCACCACUCAUGGGGCAUCAACGGCGACUCUGGUACCAUUGCGGAUAUGCAAGAGUAUGGUGUCUGGGAGCCGGAAGCUAUCAAGUUGCAGAGCUUGAAGACGGCUAUCGAGGCUGCCUGCCUCUUACUGCGUGUUGAUGACAUCUGCAGUGCCAAGAAGGGUCACGGGGGUGCGCCAGGCGGAGGUGGCGACGACUAA